Aspergillus niger is the source of this 1476-nucleotide messenger RNA. RefSeq lists its product as uncharacterized. NCBI's taxonomy places the organism in Eukaryota, Fungi, Ascomycota, Eurotiomycetes, Eurotiales, Aspergillaceae. The record is from RefSeq and is a predicted model, not a curated record. The transcript has 5 exons. Gene Ontology annotation, molecular function: oxidoreductase activity, acting on paired donors, with incorporation or reduction of molecular oxygen; monooxygenase activity; iron ion binding. Bases 1 to 1476 code for a protein of 491 amino acids.
AUGCUUUCACCUACUCUUGUUGGGGUGUUAGGCCAAGGUAACUGGACGUUCACCAUAUACCUGCCAGUUCUAUCUUGUGCCAUUGCCCUUCUCGCUUUAUUGAAAAGACGUCUUUCAAGUGGGCCGGGAGAGAAGGAAAUUCUACAAAAUGGUUAUAAAAAGUUCAAAGAUACAUCGAUCUGGAAAAUGCAGACAUCCGACUAUCCUCUGUACAUCUUGCCAAAUAAAUUACUUCCGUUGCUUAGGCUGGAUAAGCGGGUUGAUCUUCCCAGUCAUGUGCAUGAUCAAUACCAGUCGAAGUAUACCAAUGCAAUGUGCUCUUCGUCGUUUAUGAAGUGUACCCAGGUGAAUCUGAAUAACAAUCUUGCUACCAUACUCCCUGACGUAAUCGAAGAGAUGCACCGCGCCAUGACCCGCGAACUCCCCCCUUCACCCAAAUGGCAAUCGAUCCUAGCAUUCGAAAAACUGCUUCGCAUCAUCGGCUCCGUUUCAGGGCGAGUAAAUGUUGGCCCCGAAAUCAGCCGGAACGCAGAAUGGCUCGAUCUAUACACACAGUAUCCGAUUAACUUUUUCGCAUCAAUUUCAGCAAUCACGCAAUGGCCCAGAUGUCUCCGUCCUCUGGUUCAAUAUACACUGCCACAACUGCGACGUGUAAAUACAAUGAAAGCGAGAAUGAGCGAGAUUCUGGCGCCGGAGUUUGAGAAGAGACGGAAGGCGAAGAUUAGUGAAUCCAAUAAACCGAACACGAUGUUACAGUGGGUUUGGGAUGAUUCUACUGAGAAUGAUAGGACGGAUGAACAUCAGAGUAUGAUUCAGAUUUUGGCGACGGUUCCUACUACGUACACGGUUGCUUUUGCAGCUACGCAGGCGUUGUUUGAUCUGGCGGCGAGACCAGAGUAUAUACCUAUCAUCAGAGAAGAGUUUGAGUCUGUUUGUGACAGUUGUGAAGAGAAGCGCCUGACAAAGGAAGCAUUUGGGAAGAUGUCCAAAUUGGAUAGUUUCUUGAAAGAGUCUCAACGCAUCACUCCCCUCGCUUUGGUAUCCUUCGAACGCAAAACCCUUGAAAACAUAGACCUCGCAGACGGUACGCACAUCCCCAAAGGGUCCCACAUUGCCGCCCCAUCCUACCAUAUCGGCCUCGACGAGUCGCACUUCUCCUCUCCCGAGACAUUCGACGGCCUACGCUUCCACAACCUCCAACAAGCCGAAUUUGAAAGAACAGGGAAGCCCAGCACAAACAAUCAAUACGUUACUGUGAAUGAGUCCUCGCUGCAUUUUGGUUACGGCCUGCAGGCUUGUCCGGGGCGGUGGUUUGCCGCCAUCGUGUUGAAGUUAUUGCUGGGCUUGAUGGUGACGGAGUUUGAUGUUAAGUUGAUGGAUAAGGGAGAGGGAAGACCAAAGAGUGAGAUUGAUCGGUUUUUCAUUUAUCCUGAUUCAACCAAAAUGGUUGUUUUGAGGAAAAGAGAGGAUGUUUGA